GUGGGCUAAAGGAAGUGGCAUUAUCUCCUUUUAUAUUCCAGGUGCAAGAUGCGUAAAAUGGAUCCAGGCCCCUGAAUGUACCACUGUGAAGAUCAAGUUCAAUUCUUUUAGACUUUAUGGAAAAAAUGCUUAUUGUGGUGGAAACCGCUGCUGUUAUUUCGAUGCCCUGGAGAUAAGGACCACCAACCUUAAUGUUGGUGACGUCUACUGUGAUCAAGAUAUUGCUGCCGGAGCAGAAUUCACUUCUUCAAGCAAUCAGAUGAUCCUUUUCUUCAGGACAGCAUCAAACUUCUAUUCUGGAUGGUCUGCUAAUGUGACCUUCGAACCUGUUCCUUCAUGUCCGUUGACAACGACUUCAGCAAGCACAAGUACAAGUACGAGUACGACCACAACUUCCCCAACCACCACAACAACCAACGCUCCUACUGGUGAUCAAUGCAAUACAGUCCAGUUGAGUCCUUUGUCAAUGCAAUGGACGUCUCCAAACUUCGGUCUGGGUAAUUACCCCAACAAUGAACCCUGCUCACUUGUAUUGUCAUCGACUUCUCCAGCAUGGCUUGAGUUGCAGCUGAAUACAUUCGCUUUGCACAGGACGGAUCAAGUUUCUUUCCUGCGGCCCUCCACCACCACUCUUGUCCUGAAAAACAGUCAGACCGGCGUCAUGAAGCUUCCAUCCAUGAAUACCGUCGCCAGUUUCUUGAACAGCGCCACCAGAAAUGGCGUCGGAUUCAACAUCACAAUCAGCAGCAAGACCACCAGUUGUCACCAGUACUUUAAUGCAAAUGGUCGUUACAUUCUUGUAAAAGACUGUCUUGUACUUAAAAGGCCUCACGUUCUCGAUUGUGUAAGAACUUCACAGUUGUAA
Messenger RNA from Macrobrachium nipponense, 865 nucleotides. RefSeq lists its product as uncharacterized. Lineage: Eukaryota; Metazoa; Arthropoda; Malacostraca; Decapoda; Palaemonidae. Bases 260 to 865 code for a protein of 201 amino acids. The transcript is spliced from 6 exons. The record is from RefSeq and is a predicted model, not a curated record.